Oncorhynchus keta (chum salmon) is the source of this 6895-nucleotide messenger RNA. Its product is annotated as aggrecan core protein-like. The transcript has 20 exons. Gene Ontology annotation, molecular function: hyaluronic acid binding; calcium ion binding. The record is from RefSeq and is a predicted model, not a curated record. NCBI's taxonomy places the organism in Eukaryota, Metazoa, Chordata, Actinopteri, Salmoniformes, Salmonidae. Gene Ontology annotation, biological process: cell adhesion. Bases 242 to 5734 code for a protein of 1830 amino acids.
UUUUCGCUCUCCACACUUGCGCGGCCCAUCGUCCUCUACCGCUUGUGGGCUGUCACUGGGAUUUUAAACUGGUACACGCGACCAUCAACGGGACAAGAAACAUUUACGAUAGAAAACUCACUGAGAAUAAACGUUCCUCGAAGAAAUAAGAAUUCCAGAAUAAUUUACAUUUUCUGCAGGUGCAGUUUUUAUCUUUGAGCUGACGGAUCGCGGAGAGAGUCUGCAUUUCUACAGGUAAACUAUGACCAGGUGGAUUGUAUUACUUUGUGUUUGUCUGUCCGUCACCUCGGCAACAUUCAACAAUUAUCAGCAAAUCAGCAGCUAUGAGGAGCACUCCUUUCUGGACCCUGAGGACACACUGAGUGUGAGCGUCCCCCUGGAGCUGCCUCAGCGCCCUCUACUGGGCAGCACCUUGGUACUACCCUGUUACUUCCAGGACCACACCGUCCACGACCCCGGCGCCCCCACCAUUGCCCCCCUGUCCCACCGCAUCAAAUGGAGCCGCAUCACCAAGGAGCGUGUCUCUGUCAUCCUGGUGGCCAUGGACGGAGAGGUCAAGGUGGAGGAGGACUAUCUGGACCGGGUCCACAUGGUGGGCUACCCCCAGACCCCCACUGACGCCAGCAUCAAGAUCACAGAGUUGAGGUCCAACGACACCGGCACCUACCGAUGUGAGGUCCAGCACGGCAUCGAGGACAACCAUGACACUGUGGACGUCCUGGUUCAAGGUAUCGUGUUUCACUACCGGGCCAUCACGACACGCUACACUCUGACCUUUGAGAAGGCCAAGGCAGCCUGUAUCCAGAACAGUGCUGUGAUCGCGACCCCAGAGCAGCUCCAGGCCGCGUACGAUGACGGCUUCCACCAGUGUGAUGCCGGCUGGCUCUCUGACCAGACUGUCAGGUACCCAAUCCAUGAUCCACGUGAGAAUUGCUAUGGCGACAAAGACGAGUUCCCCGGGGUGCGAACCUACGGAGUGAGAGAUGUCAACGAGACUUACGACGUGUACUGUUUUGCCGAGAAGAUGUCAGGCAGUGUGUUCUACUCUGGCUCUGUGGCUAAGUUCACCUACUCUGAGGCUGAGGAACAGUGUAGUAAGCAGGGGGCCCUGUUGGCCACCACAGGACAGCUGUACCUGGCCUGGCAGGCUGGUCUGGAUGUGUGCAAUGCAGGCUGGCUAGGAGACAGGAGCGUCCGCUACCCCAUCAAUGUCCGGAGGCCGCAGUGCGGAGGGGGUCUGCUGGGGGUACGGACCGUGUACCUCCACGUCAACCAGACGGGGUACCCCCUCCCCGAAUCCCGCUAUGAUGCCUACUGCUACACAGAAACGGACGAGGAGGGCUCAGGCAUGGUGGUGCCCACCGAGGCGGGCAGCGGUGUGCUGAGCGUUGCCACAGUGACCCAGGGUCCUCCCGAGGUGUUCUUCAGGAACAUGACCACAGAGAGUGAGGCGCUGGGCGAGGGCCUGGCCACCCAGAAACCCACUGGCGUGGACUUCACCUUCGGCACUGAGUUGCCCCUGCCACAGCCGCCCAGUGUCACCGAGCUGCCACAGCCGCCCAGUGUCACCGAGCUGCCCCUACCACAGCCGCCCAGUGUCACCGAGCUGCCCCUACCACAGCCGCCCAGUGUCACCGAGCUGCCCCUACCACAGCCGCCCAGUGUCACCGAGCUGCCCCUACCACAGCCGCCCAGUGGGACAGAGUUGGUUGUGGAUGUGGUGGGGAGAGUAACGGCCAGGCCGGAUGUGGGGAGUGAGAUCGGCGAAGUGAGCAGAUCAGGAUAUUUAUUUUCUGCUACAGGCGUGGUGUUUCACUACCGUGCUGGAUCUAGUCGCUACGCCUUCACCUUCGUGGAGGCCCAGCUUGCCUGUCAGAGUGUUGGAGCCUCCAUCGCCACCCCAGAGCAGCUCCAGGCUGCCUAUGAGGCUGGCUACAACCAGUGUGAUGCAGGCUGGCUUCUGGAUCAGACCGUCAGGUAUCCCAUCGUGUCUCCUCUGGAGAAAUGCUCUGGGGAUCUGGAGACUUUACCAGGAGUGAGGACCUAUGGACUGAGGCCCGCUGAGGAACACUACGAUGUCUACUGCUACGUGGACAGACUCAGGGGUGAUGUGUUCCAUGCUGGCUCCAGUGAAGGCUUCACCUAUGACGGUGCUCUGGCUCACUGUCAGGAGCUAAACGCUACCCUGGCCUCUACUGGCCAGCUCUACGCCGCCUGGAGACAAGGCUUGGAUAAGUGCCGCGCAGGUUGGCUAAUCGACCGGAGUGUCCGGUACCCCAUCACCAACCCCCGGGCGGCGUGUGGUGCAGGGAAGGCAGGGGUGUACACAGUAUACACCCACAACAACCAGACGGGAUACCCAGACCUGUAUUCCAGAUAUGACGCCUACUGCUUCAAAGUGGACAUCUUGUUUGUCGCCAAUGAAACUGGAUUGAACAUCACAGAGAUAGAAGAGGCUUUGGUUAACCUCACAUCCAUCACUGAUUUGCUGAGGCCUGUCCUGCCUUCCAUCACUCCUCCCAUCUCUGUGGAGUCCUCAGGCUCUGGUUCCGGGGCCUCUGGGGCGAGUGGAUCCUCCGGAGAUCUCUCUGGUGAUCACUCCGGUGAACUGCCUCAUUCCGGGGAUCUGUCCGGGUCAGGUGAUCUUUCAGGCAGCGGAAGCACAGAGAUUCCCAGCGGAUCAUCUGGUCUGAGUAGUGGAGAUGCGUCCGGCUCGGGGCUGAGUGGAGACGGAUCAGGAAUAACGGUCACUUCAGGGAGGGGCAGUGUUUUAUCCGGUUUGGGCUCUGGGGGUCCUCAGGAGGCUGGAGAGGGAAUAACGGUCACCUUCUCUUCAGGGAGUGGCAGCGUUUUAUCCGGUUUGGGCUCUGGGGGUCCUCAGGAGGCUGGAGAGGGAAUAACGGUCACCUUCUCUUCAGGGAGUGGCAGCGUUUUAUCCGGUUUGGGCUCUGGGGGUCCUCAGGAGGCUGGAGAGGGAAUCACUGGGAUCCUCACCUUCCCCACGGAAAUGGGAUUGGGAAUGUUCAGUGGCAGUGGGUUCCUGUCGGGAUCGGGAAGUGGCUCCGGUGUCAGUUCUGAGGAGAGCGGCUCUUCGUCUGACAGCUCCAGCAGCUCUGGGGAAAGUGGGGAGUUGUCUGGAAUGUCGUCCGGCUCCAGCUCUAGUUCCAGUGAGGAGUUUUCCGGAUUUCCCUCAGGAUUCUUUCCCUCAGGAGGCUCCAGUGGUCAUUCGGGAGAGGAGUCGGGAAGCGGAGACACUCAGGUCCUGCUGAUCGAUGGUAAACUGGUGGAGGUUUCCACCUCUCACACACACAAAGAGAAGGAGCUGGGUGGAGGGGGCCUGGAAUUCAGCGGUUCCGGAUCUGACAGCAGUGGCUCAGGGUUCUUCCCGAGUGUGACCUUCUUGGGGUCAGGGUUUACCGACCUCACAGGGUCAGCCUCAGGGGAACAGGAGGCCUCGGGGUCUCUCCACUACGGCUCCGGAAGUGGUGAUAUCAGCGGUUCGGCCUCGGGCAGCAGUGGCUCAGGGCUCUUCCCGAGUGUGACCUUCUUGGGGUCAGGGUUUACCGACCUCACAGGGUCAGCCUCAGGGGAACAGGAGGCCUCGGGGUCUCUCCACUACGGCUCCGGAAGUGGUGAUAUCAGCGGUUCGGCCUCGGGCAGCAGCAGCAGCUCAGGGUUCUUCCCGGGUGUGACCUUCUUGGGGUCAGGGUUUACUGACCUUACGGGGUCAGCCUCAGGGGAACAGGAGGCCUCGGGGUCUCUCCACUACGGCUCCAGAAGUGGUGAUAACAGCGGUUCGGACUCAGGCAGCAGUGGCUCAGGGUCCUUCCCGGGUGUGACCUUCUUGGGGUCAGGGUUUACCGACCUCACAGGGUCAGCCUCAGGGGAACAGGAGGCCUCGGGGUCUCUCCACUACGGCUCCGGAAGUGGUGAUAUCAGCAGUUCGGACUCAGGCAGCAGUGGCUCAGGGUUCUUCCCGAGUGUGACCUUCUUGGGGUCAGGGUUUACCGACCUCACGGGGUCAGCCUCAGGAGAACAGGAGGCCUCGGGGUCUCUCCAUUACAGCUCCGGAAGUGGUGAUAUCAGCGGUUCGGCCUCGGGCAGCAGCGGCUCAGGGUUCUUCCCGGGUGUGACCUUCUUGGGGUCAGGGUUUACUGACCUUACGGGGUCAGCCUCAGGGGAACAGGAGGCCUCGGGGUCUCUCCUCUACGGCUCCAGAAGUGGUGAUAACAGUGGUUCGGACUCGGGCAGCAGUGGCUCAGGGUCCUUCCCGGGUGUGACCAUCUUGGGGUCAGGGUUUACUGACCUCACAGGGUCAGCCUCAGGGGAACAGGAGGCCUCGGGGUCUCUCCACUACGGAAACGGAGUGGGAAGAGGUGGAUACGCAUCAGGGUUCGGAACGUCGGGCUUCCCAUCCGGGGACAUGUCUGGAAUCUCCAGAUCCUCCACCAGCGAUGAGGAGGACAGCUCUGUCACCUUCCUGACUAAUGACGUCAUUACAGAGGUUUCCAAGGCGACCACGGUUUCCAUGGAGCUGGGGGCUGGGCCAGUGCAGUUCAGCGGGCAGGGAAGUGGGUCCCACACAUGGAGCGGUGCUGACCACCCAACCCAGGCUAGCGGUGUCUCAUCUGGGGCACACUCUGGAGAUCUGCUCCCUGCGGUGCUGUCCUCUCCGCCCAGCAACAGGGAGCUUAUGGAGGGCACAGAAGGGCCAGAGGAGGCCAUGGCUGAGCUGGGGGAGACCACCAGAGAGUUUUACGUGACCUUUGCCCCCGACCUUGCUCCUGCCGGAUUGGCUGCCCCAGCCAUCUCCCUGCAGACCCCUGCCGUCAUGGAGAAGCCAUCCUCAGAGGAGGGUAUCCCUGACCCAUGUGACCCUAACCCGUGUGGUGCUGGGUCAUGCUCAGUGGAGGAUGGUGUUGGGUUGUGCCAGUGUCCGCCCGGGAAAGUGGGAGAAGGGUGCCAGUAUGAGGUUGAUGUGUGCCAUUCCAACCCUUGUGCCAAUGGAGCCACCUGUGUGGAAAAUGCAGACUCUUACAAAUGCUUAUGCCUGCCCAGCUACGGAGGGGACCGCUGCGAGAUUGACGAGCAGGAUUGUGAGGAGGGGUGGACUAAGUUUCAGGGCAACUGUUACCUGCACUUCCCCGAGAGAGAGACCUGGCUGCAGGCCGAGCAGCGCUGCCGAGACCUCAGCGCUCACCUGGUCAGCAUCAUCACCCCAGAGGAACAGCACUUCGUCAACUCCAACGGCCAGGACUACCAGUGGAUUGGGCUCAAUGACAAGACCGUGGAGAAUGACUUCCGCUGGAUAGAUGGCACACCACUGCAAUUUGAGAACUGGCGGCCGAACCAGCCGGAUAACUACUUUAACUCUGGAGAAGACUGUGUGGUGAUGAUCUGGCACGAGAACGGCCAAUGGAACGACGUUCCCUGCAACUACCACCUGCCCUUCACCUGCAAGACUGGCCCAGUCUACUGUGGCGCACCGCCAGAGGUGGAGAAUGCCAAGAUGUUUGGCAGCAGGCGGGAGCAGUAUACGGUGGGGUCCAUCAUCCGCUACCAGUGUAACCCAGGCCUCCUACAGCGCCACCUGCCUGUGGUGCGCUGCAUGGCAGACGGACAGUGGGAGAAGCCACAGGUGGAAUGCCUGGGCGCAGUGCCCUCCCCCAGUAACAGAAUACAGCGCAGAUCGAUCAGAAGACGAGGAGAAUCAACCAGCAGCAAACGUCACUAAGCAGGGAAGAUUAAGGGAGAUCUCUUGAAGAUAAUUAUUUUAUAAGAACAUUUACAGAACACAGAAGCCAUUUUCUAACUUACUAACGAGGUUUGAAUGUUUGAAGUACCCACCUUGUACAUAAGACCAAAUCAACUUUGAGCAGUAACAUUGUCUUUUCAGUUUGUCACUCUGACUAUUUAAAAAAAAGUAUAAAUUAAGCCAUUAUGUAAUUGUAUGUUUUUGUCAUUCUUGUCCCAAAAUAAUGACAUGUUUUCAUUAUAUAUAAGAGUUGUUUAUUGUUUGGAGUUUUAUUAUUAUUAUUAAUAUAAUUGUUGGUUUUGGUGGAUUGUGAUGCCGUUGAUAAGGCGUGAGUUGUUGCUAAAAUACUUUGUCCAUGUCGCUAACCAGACUGGAUUAUGGGAGACAUGGUGUAGGGUGAAGUUUCCGCUAGACACUGAUCUUGGGUCAGUUUUACUUUUCCUCCACAAAUGGUUAAGAUUAGGGUUGGUGGAGGGGAAGCUGAUCCUAACUCUGUACCUAGGGAAAACUUCACCCCGGAGCAUGUACUCAUAGACAGUGCAUCAAUCAGACUCUAGUCUGUUCUAGAUCUUUGCCAAACCAGACAGUGUGUGUUAGACUGUACCACCCAGAGGUAAACACCCAAUCUGGCCAGCCGGUAUUUAGUGGGGGUUUGGCACGUUGCUAUGAGCCAAGCAGAGGCUUGGUGAAAUUCACCCAUGAGGAGAUACUAGACAGUCAGAAGUAUGUUUGUAUUCUGGAGGUGCCUACGUAAUAUACACUCACUAUGGGAGAUGCAUAUAGGUCUAAUAAUCCAUGAAGGACUGUGAAUUUGAUAGAAAAAGUCUAUUGAGUUACUUUUGAGCGCUGUUAGCCUAGCAAUGUUAGCAUAGCAAUGUUAGCCUAGCAAUGUUAGCAUAGCAAUGUUAGCCUAGCAAUGUCCGGUAGCAAGAUGAAGUAAAGGGGAUGAGAUCUUGUGCAUGUAUCUACCAAACAAGCAUUUAUGAGUCACCAAAUUCUCACCUAUCUUUAAAAUAGUAGAUGCUAAAGGGGAAAACAAUAUCUAUAAUUGUCAGAUGUCUUCAUACAUCAAAAGUGGUGUUGUGUCAAACCGAGAAAUAUUUUACGCUUCAAUGAAUAAAAAUGUCUGACGAGUUUUGA